This is a messenger RNA of Colletotrichum navitas, 957 nucleotides long. RefSeq lists its product as uncharacterized. The record is from RefSeq and is a predicted model, not a curated record. The transcript has a single exon. NCBI's taxonomy places the organism in Eukaryota, Fungi, Ascomycota, Sordariomycetes, Glomerellales, Glomerellaceae. The coding region runs from base 174 to 845 and encodes 223 amino acids.
UCACAAAAUAAGUAGUUAUAAUAAUUCCAACUAUAUUGUUACCGUGGAACUCUUAUUCUAGUGUAGAGGCGGUCUGUACUAUAUAAGCUAAGUGAUUACUUUGGUCUACAUAGGACUUAGGACCUUUCAGCCUCUCCUAUUUCUCUUAUACCACCCAUAUUCUAUUGAUUAUAAUGCUCCUCACGUUUAUCAGCUUCUACAUGCUGGCUGUUCUAAGCUUGGCUUCUUCAAUUCAUCAGCCAGGCCAAGGCGAGAUUCAAGCCCGGGGUACCAAAACAACAGCGCUUUAUAACCAACUCGCUGACGAAGUAAAAUACUCAAGACGGCCUGCAAAGCUGGUUCCUAACCACUUCUACGUACUUUCCUUCCACAUACGCGGACAUGGACCAAUCGCAGAGCAAUGGGGCUUAAUUGUAGGCUAUAUUAGCAGCAGUAAAACACGAAACAGGGUUGGCCUACAAUCAACGACCUUGGACUACACAGCCAGGCUAUACAGCGCAAGCUGGAUACCGCCAAAGGGAGAAAUACCGGCACAAGGGUUGGAACCACAAAGAUGGAAAACACCGGGCCACUGGGUAUGGGGAUCCCAACCUUGGAAAGGUGCCUGGGACCUUCAAAACACCGACGUUCGUUUCCUUGGAGGGACGACAGCAGCCCGUGCCAAUCUAGACAGGCUUAAAGCAGCAUCUGAAAGUUGGGUGCAACGAGCUGGAGACCGGAAUGACUACAAGAAAGCUCAAGACCCAGAUAGAACACCUAUCAAUCAGUUGCCAUUCAGCAAGAGGGGCUACAUGCAAUAUAUAGCAAGAAUACUAGGCAACGACGACAAGUUUACGCCAACGUAGCUACCUACGCUUAAAUAACUACAAGGGCAGAAAUAGGCCCCUCCUAUAUUAUAAACCUAAGAAGGUUUAGUAUAAGAUUAACUAUAUAUAAUAAGAUAUUUUAUAAUAACAC